AUGAAGCUCCUCCGAAGAGGCCUCCUCCUUCUUCUGUGCGGCUCCGCUUGUUUGUCGCUCCUCGCCAGAACGCGCGCAGUGGCAUAUGACUUGGCUACCUUGGGCUCGGCGGAGAAGCGGCUGGCCCUGAAUCUGCUCCAGGUGUUCGAGGAGGCGCGGGGGGCGGAGCGGGGGUUCUACGAGCGGCUGGACAACUCGCAGAGGAUUUUCGCCCAAGUGGGGGGUUGCGCAAACGGCGGUGAUGGCGGUGAUAGCAGCGGGGGAAGUGAUAGACGCGGCGGGGGUAGCGAUAGACGCGCCGCUGGUGGCGACGCGCCCGCCUCCUUCCUGCAGGUGAAGUCCAAAGGGCCAGUCGAAGAGGAAACCAUCUGGAGAGCGCUCUACGACACCCAGCUGAGGAGGUCCCCGCCGAACGAACAGGUGCACGUCUACUCCCUAGAGAAUGUAGGCAAAGAGUUUGAGCACGCUCAGAUGGAAGCGCUUGUCUCCCAAGCAGUUAUUCUGAAGAAUCAGUUUGAGGCGAAUUUGAGUUACAUGCAGGAGGAGCUGUCGAGGGGUAGAAAGGUACGCGAGGCCGUAAGUGAAGCACUCGCUUUGGAAGACAGGGUGGCGCAAGCGGGGGUGGCGCGGGGGAGCUUCCAAAACGGCGCCCUCAGGGGGGGAGCAGCUGGGAGGGGUGGAAGCGGAGUGCGGGUUCUCUGCUAG
Messenger RNA from Plasmodium vivax (malaria parasite P. vivax), 705 nucleotides. RefSeq lists its product as hypothetical. The record is from RefSeq and is a predicted model, not a curated record. Bases 1 to 705 code for a protein of 234 amino acids. The transcript has a single exon. NCBI's taxonomy places the organism in Eukaryota, Apicomplexa, Aconoidasida, Haemosporida, Plasmodiidae.